Cladocopium goreaui is the source of this 1307-nucleotide messenger RNA. NCBI's taxonomy places the organism in Eukaryota, Dinophyceae, Suessiales, Symbiodiniaceae. The record is from the annotation of a GenBank genome assembly.
AUGGAGGGUACGCUUUUGGAGGCGGUUCGAUGCAGCGAUGCCCAGGAAGUUGCACGAAUUUUAGCGGCGGGUGCCGAUCCCAAUGAGCCAGAUGAGCUGGGAGAGACACCAAUCUUUGAGGCCACAGCGGUGGGACAUGCCAACAUCGUAGCGCUCCUGCUGAUGUCUCGGGCUGAUCCGGACUAUCGAUCACCACAGGGCAUGGUGGCGCGACAGAUGGCAUUGGAGCCAGCGGCCUUGCUAUUAGACUUGUGCUCAGGCCGCCGCAGUGAUGCAGCCUCCUGGGACGAGGGCUUAGCGCACCUUUCCGGGCCCCUGCGCGCGCCCUUUGCGCGGCAGUUCCAGAAGACCGGCGAGGAGCCCAAUGCCGAUGGUGAAGAUCAGGAUCCCUUCGUGCAGCAUGAGAAUCUUCCAGGUUCACCUGGGUCACCUGAGUCACCUGGGCCAGCUGUGUUCGAGGAUGGGAAGCAGGAAGAAGUUGAUGGAAGUACCUUUGAUCCAAAGAUGGAAGACUCCCCAAAGAACCAACAGCCUGGAUUGGAACCUUUGGAGCCCGUGAACGAAGGUGCCACCGUCCCAGCUGCAGAGAGGGAUUUAGAGAGGCAGGAAGUAGAUUCGAGGCAGUUGGACAAUGAACUUUUGGAGACUCCAGCUGAUCCUUCAGCUGCGGCCCAAAAAAAUCAAGAGGCCAAGGAUGAAGCCCCAGAGGACGAAUUCCCAGCCAAUGGCACUGAUGUGGAUGUGGGUACCCCGCAUGUUGUGCUUCACUCCCCCAUGAUCGCAGUACGCCGAGAGCCUUGCACGCGUUCGGUGGUGCUGAGGUACAUGCGACCUGGAGAAAAGAUUGCUCUGGCUGAGUGGGAUGCGACGCACCAGUGGCGCCGGGCCUUUGGGGAGGAUGCCUGGGUACCUGUAAGGCAUCCCACCCUUGGAACGCUGGCACGACCUGAGGGAUCCGGCAAGGAUCAAAUGAACGGGACCCACGGCAAGGGCGGCGACAUGAACGCAUCGGUCCAAGAGGUCUGGAGACAGCUUUAUGAAGGAGGGAUCCUGAAUAUCCCACCCCCCAAUGGGCACAAUGCCUCCUCAGUAGCCAGCCAAGCAUUGGUGGAAGCUGCAACAACCGGCCGAGCGCAGACGAUUCAGGGGGAGAAGGCCUUAGCAUCCUUGGACGUGGCGACUGUUGAGUAUGUCAUGACUGCAGCCCUCCAGCAUUUGCAGGUCCAGAACUGAAGCGCCAGCAGUGGCGACCCACCCGGUUGAGGUAGUAUGGGUCUAUUGCAUCAGUCAAUGUCAAUGUGGUGCUA